Messenger RNA from Ictidomys tridecemlineatus (thirteen-lined ground squirrel), 2028 nucleotides. RefSeq names its product potassium two pore domain channel subfamily K member 6 (gene Kcnk6). NCBI's taxonomy places the organism in Eukaryota, Metazoa, Chordata, Mammalia, Rodentia, Sciuridae. Gene Ontology annotation, cellular component: plasma membrane. Gene Ontology annotation, biological process: potassium ion transmembrane transport; stabilization of membrane potential. Gene Ontology annotation, molecular function: potassium ion leak channel activity; outward rectifier potassium channel activity. The record is from RefSeq and is a predicted model, not a curated record.
CUGGCCAAUGCGUCGGAGCCAGCCAACGCCUCGGUCCCCGCCUGGGACUUCGCCUCGGCGCUCUUCUUCGCCAGCACGCUGGUCACCACCGUGGGCUACGGCUACACGACGCCGCUGACGGACGCGGGCAAGGCCUUCUCCAUCGCCUUCGCGCUCCUGGGCGUGCCGACCACCAUGCUGCUGCUCACCGCCUCGGCCCAGCGCCUGUCGCUGCUGCUGACCCACGCGCCCCUGUCCUGGCUGAGCUGGCGCUGGGGCUGGGACCCGCGACGGGCCGCGCGCUGGCACCUGGUGGCCCUGCUGGGCAUCAUCGUGACCGUCUGCUUUCUGGUGCCGGCCGCGGUCUUCGCCCACCUGGAGGAGGCCUGGAGCUUCCUGGACGCCUUCUACUUCUGCUUCAUCUCUCUGUCCACCAUCGGCCUGGGAGACUAUGUCCCCGGCGAGGCCCCCGGCCAGCCCCACCGGGCCCUCUACAAGGUGCUGGUCACAGCCUACCUCUUCCUGGGCCUGGUGGCCAUGGUGCUGGUGCUGCAGACCUUCCGCCACGUGUCCGACCUCCACGGCCUCACGGAGCUCAUCCUGCUGCCCAGCCCGUGCCCCGCCAGCCUCGGCGACGACAGGGACGAUCGGGUGGACAUCCUGGGCGCCCCGCCCGAGCUGCACCAGCACCUCUCCGCUGGCACCCGCCCCGACUACGCCUCCAUCCCCAGGUAGCGGGCAGGCGGUGGCUGCCGGGCCCAGGGCAGGACCCGACGUCCACGCAGGUGGAGAGGAGGCAGGGGCUGCUCGGCCCUCGGGCCCUGGGGCUCCAGUGGCACCUCGUCCCCCUCCCCCCAGCCCCUCUCCCCACCUAUCGUCCCCUCUCCCCCUUGCCCCCCCCCUUUCUGGUUUCCUGACGUCCGUCCUCCCUUCCUGCUGUCCCUUCAUGCCGCUCACCCACCCGCUCGUCCAGCGAGGCUGUCCCACACCCUGUCCGGACCUGUUUAGAGCAGGUCAGGUGCUCAGUGGCAGCCCUCUCUGAGCCUCGGUUUCCUCGGCUGCCAGAGGGCCCUCCGUUCACCCUCAGACCCGGCCUCUGUGCUGGCCCAGAGCUACACAGUUCUGGGGACACAGGAGUAAUGGAGGUGGCCCUGGUCUCUGCCUUUAUAAGGCUCAGAGAUGUGUCCCCACCUGGUGGAAGUCCCAGAUGGCACAGGCAGAGUGAGUGGUCAGGCCACCAGCCCAGCUGCAGCUGGAAGGUCAGGAGAGGAAGCGACAGAAAUGAGAACGGAAACGUGAGGAAUGGUCAGAGGAAGAAGGUGUCCUUGAUUCAUGUUCCCAGGUACCUCCAGGGACCAGAGCCUGCGUGGCCAUCCUGCGGCAGGCGGGUGGCAGGACCUCCCUCAGCAUCUCAGCCCAGGUCCCCCUUCACUGAGCUCCUGGGCUCCCUCUAGCCCCGCCGUGUCCUGCCUGGGUCCUUGGGCAGUUUCUCUACCUCUCAGACUGUUCCUAUAAAAUGGCAACCAGGAUAGCGCCACUUGCAGGGGUGAUGUGGCCGGGGCUGCCCUGUUACUCUGUGACACUCUCUGGCGGGCUCUCUUCUGGAUACUUCACAGGAAGGGAGAUGAUGUGGGUUAUCUCCUUUCCACAAAUGAGGAAACUGAGGCAAGGGAAGGCGGUCCCUUGACCCAGCCACAGGCGAGGAAGUGGUUAGUUGUAGGCGUAAGCCCCUCGGGUCUGCCGCUCCUGAGACGGGCUGUCGCAGAGCCUCCUGCCAAGGGCCCUGGACUGAGCUCCUAGCUCUACCACACCCUGUGCCUCAGUCACAGAAGGGACCACGGGGCACUGGAGCCAGGCAGGGCAGGACAGGCAGAAGCAAGAGCCUGCCCAGGCCUGGCGCUGGGGCAUGGGGACAGCAGCUUCUGGCUCUUGUGCCUGGAGUAAGGCAGGGAAGGGGGAGGAGCUGGGCUGAGUCCUGGAGUGACUCCCAGGGCGGCCUCAUCCCGAGGGCACUGGAGAGGUAUGGAGGGGUUUGGGGAAGGGGAGUCG